Molecule: messenger RNA, 855 nt
Organism: Fusarium sp. VM40
Lineage: Eukaryota; Fungi; Ascomycota; Sordariomycetes; Hypocreales; Nectriaceae
Source: the annotation of a GenBank genome assembly
AUGGCUCCCCCGCCGAACCCCAAUCUUCCUCUCCAGGAGAGACUCUUGGCUCUUGCUAAGACCCUCCAAUUCGGUUGGUUUGUAGGACACCUCACCCUGAUUCUCACAACGAUCCGAUAUGGCUUCUCCUGGUUGAGAAUGAACUACUACACACGUACUGCCCAGGUCUCUUACCGCACUGCUUUUAUUGCAGCUGCUGUUACCUACGGUAUCGUCGUUUACAAGACCAUGCGCGCCCGCGCAAAGACCGGCGCUCGUGCUGCUCCCAGCCCCCUUGCUCUUCUAGCGGACGAGAACAUUCAAUACCUUGCCAUGGCCCUUGUUUGGCUCUUCUCCCCUCAGUACCCCCUCGCCUUGAUCCCUUACACGAUCUACUCGGUCUUCCACGUUGCCACCUACACCCGCGCCAAUGUGAUCCCCGCCGUCCUUGCGCCCAAGCCUGCUCCCGAAGCUGACGGUGCUUCUCCUAACCGCCGACCUGCUGUCAACAGCGCUCUUGCUGACCAGAUCGGUGCUUUCGUCAAGGAGUACUAUGACGCUUCCAUGGCCAUUGUCUCCUCCCUCGAGAUCGCUCUCUGGGGCCGCAUCUUCCUCUCCGCCAUUCUCUUCCAGCGCCGAUCUUGGAUCCUCAUUGUCCUCUACACUGCCUUCCUCCGUGCUCGUUUCACCCAGAGCACCCAUAUUCAGAACUCUUUCACUCAGCUCGGCGCUCGUGUCGACUCUCUUGUUAGCGCCCAGGGAACUCCCCCUGCCGCGCGCCAGGUCUGGCAGAUCGUCAAGGACGGUGCCAAGCAGUUCCACGAUGUCACCGACGUCGGUAAAUACAUCAGCGGCCCCGCCAAGAAGACCUCAUAA